Messenger RNA from Triplophysa dalaica, 2786 nucleotides. RefSeq names its product forkhead box A3 (gene foxa3). NCBI's taxonomy places the organism in Eukaryota, Metazoa, Chordata, Actinopteri, Cypriniformes, Nemacheilidae. Gene Ontology annotation, biological process: regulation of transcription by RNA polymerase II; anatomical structure morphogenesis; cell differentiation. The record is from RefSeq and is a predicted model, not a curated record. The coding region runs from base 334 to 1653 and encodes 439 amino acids. Gene Ontology annotation, molecular function: protein domain specific binding; transcription factor binding; RNA polymerase II cis-regulatory region sequence-specific DNA binding. The transcript is spliced from 2 exons.
CCUGACACAGACACAUCACGGUCAACGUCUACACGGCUGCUUCGCUUUGGACUUUUUCAGGAUUAUUUUUUUUAAAUGUUUACAGAAUACUGAGUGAAAGAACUCAUCAUGAGACAACACUUAAUUGAUCCAAGGGACUGAAGAGAAGAAAACGCAUUUUAAUCAAGAGAAGAUCCCAACGUCAUAAACGUUUUUUUACUACAGUUCACGCUUUAGUAUUUUGUGGAUUUUGUGAUUUUGGAAUCAGAAAGUCUUUGGUGUUUUGGAAAAUUUAACACGGUUUAGUCCUCAGUCACUAUCCCGUUUUUUUUCGAGUUACAACUUUAUUUGGGGAUGUUGAGCUCUGUGAAGAUGGAAUCUCAUGAAAUUCCGGAAUGGAAUGCUUUCUACAGUGAGGCAAGUGAGAUGUAUUCCACACAGACUGCCAUGAACUCAAUGAGCAGCUUGAACAGCUACAUAAAUCUGAACUCGGCCUGUUCCACAUCCAGCAUGAAUAUGGGCUACCCCGGCGCAGCUCUCAACAGCAGCCCAUUGACAAGCAUGGGUGGAGGCCCCAACCACAUGAGCCUGUCCCCGGUAGGGUCCUCUUUGAACCCCAGUUCUCUGUCCCAGUUGGGCUCGUCUGCCUCCUCUCUGGGUCCCCUUUCCCAUUACCAGAGCAUGGGUCAGCCUAUGUCCCAGAUCAGUUACCCAUCUCCAACCUCCCUUAACAGGACUAAGGAGGUGCCGAAGCCCUACCGUCGCUCUCUGACCCACGCCAAGCCCCCAUAUUCCUACAUAUCCCUCAUUACCAUGGCGAUUCAGCAGUCCGGCAGUAAGAUGCUAACGCUCAACGAAAUCUACCAGUGGAUCAUGGAUCUGUUCCCAUACUACCGCGAGAACCAACAGCGCUGGCAGAACUCCAUCCGCCACUCUCUGUCCUUCAACGACUGCUUUGUCAAAGUGGCCCGCUCGCCCGACAAGCCUGGCAAGGGGUCAUACUGGGCGCUGCAUCCCAAUUCCGGCAACAUGUUCGAGAACGGCUGCUACCUGCGUCGCCAGAAGCGCUUCAAGAUCGAGGAAAAGUUGGGAAAGAAGAGCACGAGCAAAUCCCAGGAAGGUGGCAGUACCAAGGGUGGGCACAGAGAUGAGGGAAUGCAGGAGGAGCACAGCCCUGCCACGGGCUCAGAAGGCGCCGACUCGGCCCAUUCCGACAGCUCCCAUGCUGGAUCAGCAUCAGAGGAGCAGCAGAGGAACAUGGUGCAGCUGGAUUGCCCAUCUCAGGCGCCUGGACUCUCUCACAGCUCGCCGGUGCCUAUCCAAACAUCCGUGACCUCUUCCAUGCCUCCCAGCUCUCACCUUCACUCUCAGGGCAUGUCCGGCAGUCCCCAUCUGUUGGCCAGCCCAAUGCAGCACCUGGAUCUGCAAAACGACCCGAUGAAGUCCAUGGAUCCCCAUUACAAUUUCAACCACCCUUUCUCCAUUACCAACCUCAUGUCCAAUGAGCAGAAGAUGGACCUCAAGUCGUAUCAGGACCAGGUGAUGGCUUACAACAGCUACGCGACGUCUCCUGUGGCCGCCAAACAGAUUUAUGACAAUGCGGGACCAUCCGCCAUGGACUCCGGUGCCUACUACCAGACCCUCUAUAGCAGGUCUGUCCUGAACGCGUCAUAAUGCAUCUCCCAAACAACUCUGCAGACUCUUGAGAAAUGCUUUUGGGCAAACCCUUUCUCAUUUCCUUUUCAGAGACAAAUUUAAUUCUGCUUUCUUGUUUUGUUGAGAUUGGUCAACUCUCAUAAAUAAAAACACAGGAGAUGUAUACAAAUGAUGCCAUGUGUAUAUACUGUUUGCAAACGUUCCGGGGAGCAGGAGUCAGGCAUUUAUUUAUGAAGGGAAGAAUUUAAUAUAUCUUUUAAUUUUGUGUUUUGAAGUUACAUGAAACAAUGUGAUUAUUAGAGGACGUAGGUAUGAUUGCGGCAUGUUUGAGUUCAGGUUACUGCUGUGUGCAGGUGUUACUGUGUUACAGGGAAACUAUCAUGUCUUGUGUUACAGCAAUAGUCAUGUUCAGCUUAAAUGCACUACACAAAGUGCACACUUUUUCCCUUGACGGAGAGUUGUAUACUUUGUGCUUGCUCCUUAGAGAAGCUGAAGAAAUUACUUUUUUUUAAUUUUAUGCCAUUAAUGAAGUCGUUUUGUAUAUGCUUAAUGGAGGUUUUGGUUAGGUAAAUAUAGACAUACAAUUUUGACAUAAACUGUGGUAAACCCUAUUUUUUGUUUCUUUUUAGAAAUAGGGUCAGUUGAAAAUCUUUUCAGUUUGCAUCAAUUCCACUGUCAAGUAUGCAAAGCUCAGCUUUAGCUGUUACUAAGAUCAGCAGACAAUGUACUUUGGGUCAUUUCCAUACAAUAGUUUGCACUAAUGACCCCUUAGUACAAGGGGUGAGAUCAUUUGGCAACAACAAUGCUUUUAGGCCAGAAAAUGAUGGAAAUUGUCAUGAGGUGUUAAGGUCUUAGAUGUAUCUUACCUCCUAAGAGAUUUAAAAGCAGAUUAAUUGAAAAUGCCUAGCCAUCACUUCAUAAACAAACUUCUUGCAAACCUUUAUCAUUUUGUAAGAAAGCAGGUCAGAAUUUAUGUUCUUGUACUGUUUAGUUGUAAAAAACAAUGUUUAUUUAAAGCCAGCUUUUUGAUGGUUGGUCUUAGAAUAUAAGUGUCUUGAUAUUAAUAUAUAUAUAUAUUGCUUUAUGUGGUUGAUUGUUUCAUGGUAUGUUCUUAAUGUUCUUUUCUUAUUAAAAAACAGAAAAACAAAUGA